CGGCUGCGCGGCGCCCGCCCUCCCUCAGCCAGAGCAGCUCGCCUGAGGCUGCUGAGGCGGCGGCCGGUGUAGUGGUCUCGGUACCUGUUCCAACCGCGGCUCGCGGGCCCGUGCCGGUCCCGGUCCCCGGCGCGGCCGUCCGAGCCCCUGCGGCGGGCGGGCGAUGGUGCGGCGGAGCGCGCGGACGCGGGCGGCGCGGCGGCGGGCAUGAAGGAGGAUGGAAGGGCAGGACGAGGUGUCGGCGCGGGAGCAGCACUUCCACAGCCAAGUGCGGGAGUCCACGAUAUGUUUCCUUCUUUUUGCCAUUCUCUACGUUGUUUCCUACUUCAUCAUCACAAGAUACAAGAGAAAAUCAGAUGAACAGGAAGAUGAAGAUGCCAUUGUCAACAGGAUUUCGUUGUUUUUGAGCACAUUCACUCUCGCAGUGUCAGCUGGGGCUGUUUUGCUUUUACCCUUCUCAAUAAUCAGCAAUGAAAUCCUGCUUUCUUUUCCUCACAACUACUAUAUUCAGUGGCUAAAUGGCUCCCUGAUUCAUGGUUUGUGGAAUCUUGCUUCCCUUUUUUCCAAUCUUUGUUUAUUUGUAUUGAUGCCCUUUGCCUUUUUCUUUCUGGAAUCAGAAGGCUUUGCUGGCCUGAAAAAGGGAAUCCGGGCCCGCAUUUUAGAGACUCUGGUCAUGCUUCUUCUUCUUGCAUUACUCAUUCUUGGGAUAGUGUGGGUAGCUUCAGCACUCAUUGACAAUGAUGCUGCAAGCAUGGAAUCUUUAUAUGAUCUCUGGGAGUUCUAUCUACCCUAUUUAUAUUCCUGUAUAUCAUUGAUGGGAUGUUUGUUACUGCUCUUGUGUACACCAGUUGGCCUUUCUCGUAUGUUCACAGUGAUGGGUCAGUUACUAGUGAAGCCAACAAUUCUUGAAGACCUGGAUGAACAAAUUUAUAUCAUUACCUUAGAGGAAGAAGCACUCCAGAGACGACUAAAUGGGCUGUCUUCAUCGGUGGAAUACAACAUAAUGGAGUUGGAACAAGAACUUGAAAAUGUAAAGACUCUUAAGACAAAAUUAGAGAGGCGAAAAAAGGCUUCAGCAUGGGAAAGAAAUUUGGUGUAUCCUGCUGUUAUGGUUCUCCUUCUUAUUGAGACAUCGAUCUCGGUCCUCUUGGUGGCUUGUAAUAUUCUUUGCCUAUUGGUUGAUGAAACAGCAAUGCCAAAAGGAACAAGGGGGCCUGGAAUAGGAAAUGCCUCUCUUUCUACGUUUGGUUUUGUGGGAGCUGCACUUGAAAUCAUUUUGAUUUUCUAUCUUAUGGUGUCCUCUGUUGUCGGUUUCUAUAGCCUUCGAUUUUUUGGAAACUUUACUCCCAAGAAAGAUGACACAACUAUGACAAAGAUCAUUGGAAAUUGUGUGUCCAUCUUGGUCUUGAGCUCUGCUCUGCCUGUGAUGUCGAGAACACUGGGAAUCACUAGAUUUGAUCUGCUUGGCGACUUUGGAAGGUUUAAUUGGCUGGGAAAUUUCUAUAUUGUAUUAUCCUACAAUUUGCUUUUUGCUAUUGUGACAACAUUGUGUCUGGUCCGAAAAUUCACCUCUGCAGUUCGAGAAGAGCUUUUCAAGGCCCUAGGGCUUCAUAAACUUCAUUUAUCAAAUACUUCAAGGGAUUCAGAAACAGCCAAGCCUUCUGUAAAUGGGCAUCAGAAAGCACUGUGAGAUGCACAGACGGCGUCUUCUACAACCAAGAGACCUGAGGACUCCAGACUCAUGACAUUCCUGUCCCAUGUAGAAGCAUUUCCAUUUCAACCUUGGCUCCUCUUCAGAACCUAGACCUAUCAGUGCCAUUUUUUUUCAUAGUCUACGAAGAACUUGGCUAUGGCUGAUCUUUUUUAAAAUUUAACUUUCUGAUAGACCCUGUAGUUUCCAGUUAAAUGCAGAUUCCUUAGAGACGUAUAGAACAGCGCAUUCUUCUGUAGACAUUUUCUCAUAUCGGUAAAUACAAUCAUCCAUAUGAAAAAAUUGUUUUCACCUGAUAUGAAAAUGUUAGAAAAGGCAAACUCCGGGACUUCUAAAGAUUUACUUAAAUCCCAUUAUAUACUUUAUUCAGAAUGUAGAAGCUGACCUGAAAUGCAUCCUUGGUACCAAGUGAAGCUUCUUCAGAAAAUGCAUUUUUCAAAUGCAAUAGGAACUGUUUGUAGAUAUCAUUAUUGCAGUGUGUGUUGGAGCUGUAAUGGUUGCAGUUAUGUUUCUUAUUUCCCUAAAAGCAAAAAGCAUAGUUUCUGAUUUAUGUUACAGAAUGAUACUGAUUAGACUUUGAGCCAAGAGGAAAAUACUAAAUUCUUUUAAACCUGGAGCCUUAGAGAGCCACAGGAAUAUCUUCUGUUGUACAGUCUAAUAAGCUAUGGUAGGAAGUAUCAUGUAAUCACAGUUUAAUGACGGUUUAUGUGUAUAAUUCAGUAUUACCUCUGAUAACAUAGUUGCCAGUGUUUAAUACACUUGUAACUUGGAUUUUUGCCUUAUAGGCUAUAUGUAUACACAGUUUUUUAAAGCAUUUUUUUCAAAGAUCACUUAGUUCCCCAUGCUUCUGUAAUGCUUAUGAAAACUAUAAAUGCUGAGUGGUGGAAACUCCUUCUUUCCUCAUAGUCCUCGGGCUUUGGUUACUUUUGCGUAUGCCAUUUGAAGCCUCCAGCAUUUACCAGUUUGACAUCCAAAGUUCACAGCAUCACCAUUCAUGGUGUAAGAACAGUUUUGCAGUAUAACACGAUCUGAUAAUCAGUUAUUCAGUUGUAAAUAAUUACUGGGAUGGUUUCUUGGCUUUAAGUCUACUGAAUAAAAUCUAUGAAAUUGUACUCUGUGUUAACCAUCCACUAGGAUAGAAUACCGGCAACUGUGCGUGCAAAAAAUACGAGAUGGGUCCAUUUGCACACAAUUCGUAGUUAUGCAAUCUAUUAUAUAAAUAUGUUCACAUGCACUAUGUGUAUGAAAAUAGAUUGUGUUCAGACGAAAGUAAAACAUUUUUUUCAAAUUGUUAAAUUUAAAGGUUUUCUGGGAGAAAUUUAUGAAAACCAGGCUGUGUCUAUUUGACAUCAGAAAUUUCCAGUUAAACUAAAAUAAUGAGAAACUUUAAUCUGUAUAUUUAUAACCUUCAUUGAGUAUACUUCCCCCUUAUUUAUACCUCUGCAUUUCCUUCUGCACUUCACAUCUUUCUAAAAUGCAGCUUGCUUUUAAAAUAAAAGAACAUUCAUUUUGUGAUUCUCAACAACCUUCAGUAAAUACCAGUAUGGUACUGGUGAAUUUCUCAGCAUAAAAUCGACAUCCCUAAAAAGUUAAUAAAAUUCAGCUCUUUUCCAAUUUCAUUGUUAGGCCUAUUGAAGUAUUAAUAGCAAGGUUUCAUUUUUAGUGAAACUUGGAAUCCGUACUUUGAGCAGACUAAGUCAAGGGAAGAACGGAAAGAAACUCAGGAGUAGAGUAAUGUCACUUUUCACUGACGCCACUUUCAGGGCACUUCCAAAGAGUUCCUAGAUACUUGUAAAAUGUCUGAAAAAUUUUAAGUAAUAAACUUUUCAAUGUUUAGCUCAACUUUUUGUUCAUUUGGAAGUUUCUCUCCCUCCGAGGACUUACGCCAGUUUUGGAUUUGUAAGCCCAGAGUCCAGUACACUUCCUGGAGGCAUCGUCACUGCUGUUGAAACAAAGAAUGUGCAUGGGGUGGAAGGACGGCUUCGAACCUCUGGACUCAGCCUCGAGAACAAAUACAGAUUGUUACAGCCCUGGGCUGCUGCAUAAUCACAGUUCCUCGAGCCUCUUCCAGGGCAUAUGCCCAAGCUCUGCCUCUUGAGAGACUGACUCCAAAUGCAGGUGCUUCCACUGGACCUAGGUUGGAAGCUGCUUUAUAUGACAGACUCCAGACAUGGAUGCCAGAAUACGGAGGCCAAACGUUCUGAGUGCUGGUGAGGACAGUUGCUCUUGGGGUUUUCAUUUUACUGCGGUUCCUGUGCACCAGUGAAAGGAGAUAGACCCUGGAAGGCAGAGCUGCAGAUGCUUGUCAUCAGGUCGAUUCUGGAGCUACAGUUUUGUUUCUGACUGGAUGGGGACGCAGUGGUGACUGUAUCAAAUCAAGCAGUCCUUUUCUUCUCUCUCCUUUAGUAUCAAUUUUAAAGUGCAUUAGGCACUGUGGUUUCAGAGUUUCUUGGGGAAACUUUGCAGAUUCGUAUUCAUUGGUUCUGCGAUACUUAAAUAAAUUAUUUUACAAUUAUA
This is a messenger RNA of Piliocolobus tephrosceles (Ugandan red Colobus), 4228 nucleotides long. RefSeq names its product limb development membrane protein 1 (gene LMBR1). The record is from RefSeq and is a predicted model, not a curated record. The transcript is spliced from 17 exons. Bases 218 to 1690 code for a protein of 490 amino acids. Gene Ontology annotation, cellular component: plasma membrane. Gene Ontology annotation, biological process: signal transduction. Gene Ontology annotation, molecular function: transmembrane signaling receptor activity. Lineage: Eukaryota; Metazoa; Chordata; Mammalia; Primates; Cercopithecidae.